AAACGGGAUACGAGCAGCACGCCUGAGCGAAAAAGAGAGACAUCCAAAUUGAAAAAUAAAAUUUAGCGAUUGCCAGUAAAAUUCCAAAGUAACGAUCAUUCAUAGAGCAGUUACCAGUUCAUAAGCACGGCAAUCACGUCAAGUGUAUUAACUAGCAGCCUGAGUAGUAGCAACAGCAACAACAGCAGAGAGCGCGCGACACUCCGAACUAUUUCAGCGAAUACAAGCGAAUGAAGUGAACAGUUCGAGAAAGUCAUACUACGAAUUCGAAGCUCGGUCGCACUCUCUAUCUCUCCGCUCACUCAAAUACUCACUCACUCACAUAUAAAGCACGGUAACACGUUGUAUAAGGCGUAUAAAGGAACGUGUGAGCGCGCGCGGAGGAAAGAAUCGAAAAAGAACAAUAUUCCAUACACACAAGCUGUGUACUACACACAGCCGUCAACCGGGGCGCACACAGAGAGGGAAAGAGAGCAAAGCACACCGAAAAGCCAAACAUACACACAGAGUGUAAGCAAUAACAUCAGUCACUGUGUGAUUCGGCAUUUGAUAUCAGUAUCGUUACUAAAGUCAUCGAGAUCGGUUGCUUGAAACUGUUUAUCUUAAUUGCGCCAUUUAUAUAUGAGAAAUUUUUGCGUAGCAAACGACAAGUCUUGAUUUUUGCCAAUUGUUUGAGAGAAAAAAAUCCCGAAAUUUUCCUGGUCGAUCCAAUUCUAUUUUGAAAAAUUGUUAGUGUAACAAAAAAAAUUAAAAUCGAAAUUUCCAUCAAAAUUUUGAAAACAAAAAAAUUUAGGCGAUUUUACGACGACACGAUUUUUGCGUGAAAAUUUGAAAAAUUGUGGAAACAACGACAAAGUGCUGAAAAUUAUUUCAUCAAUCAACUCAAAGUCCGGUGUGAAUAAAAUUUUGCGAUUUCACCGCCUUCAACGCGAAAUUUGUGUGUAUCAGUCCAUGUGUUUAAAUGUGACAAGUCUGUGACGAGUGCGCGACGGAGUCAUAAAAUUAUUUUUGAUUAUUAUUUUUACGAUUAUUGUUAUUACUAUUUUCCCACACAUAAAAAAAUAAACUCUCACUCGGGCUAAAACAAGUUGACAAGAGCCAAACAAAAACGAGGAACAAAUAAACAUUAUAAUCGCAAUAAAAUAAAAAUCAAACAGAUCAGUGUCGUCAAAACAUACUAUAAAAUAUUUAACAAUUCUAUGGAUUUUUUGACCGUCGUAUCAAAUUGAUAUUAAACCAAAUAAUAAUCAUAAUACUGAAGACAACAAAAAAGAGAGAAAUAUAUCGAGAGUCAUCAAACAAACGAGAAACAUUUCACAACUGAGAGGUGGUGAUGACAUUUAUGGUUAAUAAAACUCAUUUGAAAAUGAUUUGAAUGCGAUUAAUUUGAUUUUUUUUAAUUGACAACUUCUUUAUUCGAUCGCGUGAUAGCAUAGACAAAACAGAAAAAACUUUUCCCAGUUUUAGCAAGAAAAAAAAUUAAUUGGAAGCUACAUUUUGGAAAAAGAAAUCGAAACCCUUUUUCAUUGAAGAACUGAAUUGGUGAAUUUUUUUGGUGGUGAACAAAAAGCAAAAUCCGCUAAAGUGUUAACAACAUUGAAGUGACGAGAGUCUGUAAUUUACUCUGAACAAAUGUGUUUUAUUUCGUGUUUAAUUCGAGUUUAAUGUAUUUUUGCUUCUGAAUUGCUCAAGUUCUUCAGCAAGAAACUAUUAAUUAUACUCACAGCAAUUUUCUUCAAUAAACUCGUCUACCUGUGAAACUCGCACACACACACAUACACACCUUGAGUGAAAACGAGCGAGCCACGAAUAAGCGAACCACAACAGAAUACUAAUAAAAUUGAGAUUUGUGCUUUAGAUGGCUUACAUAACAAACACUUGAGCGCGAAAGGGAAUUUACUGAACGAAGCCAGCGAACACGUGAAACAAAGUGAACGUUCUAAUUACGAAUUGAACGAGAGAAAAAAAACGAUAAAUAUAAAAUUGCAACAAAAAUCAGUUUUCAUUUUCGAUUGAUCUUGAAAACGGCCUAAUCAUUCUUGCCAAUAUGAAUUCAUAUUUUGAACAGAGCGGUUUUUACGGUCAUCCGCAUCAAACAAGCGGAAUGAGCAUGGCAGCGGGUGCACAUCAUGAUCAAAGUGCAACAGCCGCAUACAGAGGUUUCCCAUUGUCACUUGGCAUGACACCAUACGCAAAUCAUCAUUUACAUCAAUCACGAUCGACACAAGAUUCACCAUACGACGCAAGCAUAACUGCCGCUUGCACAAAACUCUACGAUGGAUCCUAUAACAAAGAUUGUGCCAAAACUGGAUCCUCAAGCGACACAAAUGGCUACAAAGAUGUGUGGAACACAUCCGGAUCGAAUGCUCAAAACAAUUCGACACCAGUUCGACCAUCAGCUUGCACACCCGACUCCCGUGUUGGUGGCUACUUGGACGCAGCCAACGGCAGCCCAGUCGGUCGCUCUGGAAAUGGCUCAUCAUCGGGCGUCUCAGCUAAUGCUUGGAAUUCAUCACAAUGUGGCAUCACCGGAGCCAGUGGCCAAGUUGCUGCCGCAGCAUCUGGACUCCACCAAGCCAGUAAUCACACAUUCUAUCCAUGGAUGGCUAUCGCAGGUAAACGAUAUGCAGAUUCGCUAUCGGGGUCAUUACUUCCAGAUUGGAUAGGUGCCAAUGGAUUACGUCGACGUGGCCGACAAACCUAUACGAGGUACCAGACGUUGGAAUUGGAGAAAGAAUUCCACACAAAUCACUAUUUGACCCGAAGACGUCGCAUCGAAAUGGCGCAUGCUUUAUGCCUAACAGAACGACAAAUCAAAAUUUGGUUCCAAAAUCGGCGCAUGAAAUUGAAAAAGGAAAUUCAAGCAAUCAAAGAGCUCAACGAACAAGAGAAACAGGCACAAGCUCAAAAAGCCGCCGCAUCUGUACACGAUCAAUAAAUUUUCACUCACACACCCAUUAAAAUUACGAAAUAAAAAAAGAAACAGUUUAAUAUAAUAAUCGUAAAUUGAAGUAAAACAUUAUGAAAUACACUAAAUUUACGUAAAAUAAUGAGAAAAAAAUCCUUACUCUACUAUAAAACUGAAUACAAAGUAAUAAUAUAUGAUGAUGGAUUAGUAUGUGUAAAAAAAAGCCGUAGAAGAAAAAGCUAAGCUCUCACUCAAUCUCAUUUUGCGGAGAAUACAAAAUAUUUCAAGGCUAAUUUGCUUUAGAAAGAAACCAUAGUCUGUCACUCCUAUCUUCUUUUCUUUUAAAUGCAUCAGAUAUCUUUAUUUAUUUUGUUUAUUUUUUUAUUUUGUUCCCCAGCCAUUUCAUACUCUCUAAUCAGUAGAUUCAAAUGUAGUGAAGAAUAGAGGUAGACAAUUGAAGACAGCAGAAAGAUACACAGAUUAAGCAAAUUGCAAAUUUAUAGAUUUUAAAUCGAUACAAGACACACAGACAUUGGCAAAAAAGAAACCAAGACCCCAUAGAAAAUCAGAUAAUUUAUGGUAUUCAGUAAAUGUUCUUUUUUUGGUUUCUGAAAUCUCAGUAUGGGUUUCAGUGAUUCUUUUAAUCACCCGCAAACAUUUCAAUUUAUUAACGAUCUAUUUGGGACAACUUGAUCAGCGACUAAAAAAACCAAUUCUAACAAUAAAACUGAAUACGAUGAAAAAAAUAAACACUCCCGUCUUUCGAAUUCUUGAUGUGCAAUUGAAAUUUUUCUUUGGGAAAAUUUUUAUGAUAUUUAUUUUAUAAACGGAGACAAGAGAAACAACAAGAAGAUUAAGAAGCAACCACCAUCAAAAUUCGAUCGUUCAUCAUAAGCUUUUAUUUCACUGGUUUGAGUUUACUUUAAUCGUUGCAUUUUUUGCAGUAUACGGUGCCAAAGAAUUAAAAGAAAAAAGAAGAGAAUAAUCACGUGCAAGCAAUUUUAUCCAUGAAUAUGUCGAAUGACGGUGAUGUUGCAGUUGCUCGAUGGAAAUUGGUUCGAUUUUGUCUUUUUGCAAUUUUUUGUUAUUGUUCUUCUUCUUAAAGCGUAAUUUAUGUAUUGAUUAAACAGGCGUGUGUCUUAUAUUUGAAUCCACAAGUAACAAAAUGAUUUUCGAUGAAACAAUAUUUUUCUUUCUAUCCCAGUGAUUGUUUUCUUCAUCCUAUUAAAUGCUAAGAUUUUGAUUUAAAAAUGUUUACAAUUUGUUGGUAUUAUUUUUCUUAAAUGUCUUUUGCAAAUGUUCUGAACUCUAAAAAUGAAAAAAGUCUUUGCCACUUUCAUUUUAUUUGUAUGAAUUAUUAAAAAAUUGUGUUUAUCGUCAACUUUUUUUGUAAAUAAAAUGAUAUUGUGUUUCUUUUAGUUUAAACUACCGUUUGAACAGGCAGAAAAGAGUAAAAAAAUAGAAAUAUUCCGCAAAAAUUCAAUACGUAUGUAUUAGGUAAUAAAAACACACAACACUAAAGUAUAAUACAAAACCUAUUUGAUAAGGAGCUUUAAAGAAAACAAAAAAGUUUUGCAAGGAAUCAUAUUAAAACUGGCAUAAAAACAACAAACCACCAAAAUUUAGUUUUUGGAAUGGUCAAAAGAAAUUCAUUGCAAAAAAUGUACAAGUAUUUUAUGAGAUUUGUUUUUUUUCUUAUUCUCCUAAGUGCAAACCAUUCAAAAUGCCGAAUAAAAAGCAGCCAACCAAAUGAAUGCUUAACUUAAUGGCAACAAACGAAACAAAA
Sitodiplosis mosellana (orange wheat blossom midge) is the source of this 4694-nucleotide messenger RNA. Its product is annotated as homeotic protein ultrabithorax-like. Lineage: Eukaryota; Metazoa; Arthropoda; Insecta; Diptera; Cecidomyiidae. Gene Ontology annotation, cellular component: nucleus. The record is from RefSeq and is a predicted model, not a curated record. The transcript has 3 exons. Gene Ontology annotation, molecular function: RNA polymerase II cis-regulatory region sequence-specific DNA binding; DNA-binding transcription factor activity, RNA polymerase II-specific. The coding region runs from base 2048 to 2938 and encodes 296 amino acids. Gene Ontology annotation, biological process: anterior/posterior pattern specification; negative regulation of transcription by RNA polymerase II.